AUGGAGAAUCGCCGGAACCUGGUAGUCCGCAGCGAUGGCGAUUCACCCGCCGCUGCUGGGAGCUCUACGAAAAAGCGGUCCUCAGACAUUGGGAGCGAGCCAUCUGCCAGCCGACGACGGACGCGCGACCCGUCUCCACAGCGAGACGACGCAGUCGAUGCCGACGAGUAUGACCCGGAUCAGUCCAUGCAGGAGCGCAGGGCCAUUCAGCAGAGAUUGCGUGAGAUGCAAAUGAGGAUGCGCGAAAACCCCGAUGAGUUCGUGCAGUCGGAUCCGAAGGCGCUGCUCGACUACCUCAACCAGUCAGACCGCAUCAUCCGAAACGUCAAGCAAACUGCAGAAGCUGCGAUUGACUCGCGGGGCCUGGUGAUUGCCGCUGAUCUUUCAGCCCGCCGUGCCCAGCGUUUGACGGCGGGGAAUGUCGGAAAUGGCAUUGAUGUCGACGAAUUUGUCUCGAAAUGUAUUACCUACAUGCUUCAGGGCCGUGGGAUUGAUGACGACGAGGCCGUGGAGCUGUCCAGCACACAGAGGAGGCGGCGCCAGCCCAACCGUGGCGUUCUCGGCAGCGACGACGAGGAGGAGAUUGGAGAUGACGGCGACAUGAUGAAUUGGGCCCAUCUCGGUCGCUUCGCUUGCCUUCCUGCUGUUCGCAGACCCGGCCUUCCUGGCUUUCUCCUUGGCCCGCUGUCAAUCGAGAAGAAGGCCCGUAAGAUUACCAAGAAAGCGGCACCUUUCAAGGUUAACAGCCUUCGGGAGGUUAGACCGCAGGAGCUAAACCCUGAGGACCUCAAGAAAUCGGACAAGAACGAUCUGCCUUCGAUCUGCGGGAAUAUUCUUAAGCAGCUACAGAAGGCUCAGCAGGUAGGGCAGGAUUCAGUUGAGGACGAAUACGACCGCCUUGACGAAGACGAUGAGGUCGCCCAGAGGGCGCUGAUGGAUCGCUACGCGCUACGGUCUACGGGCGGUAUUGACCUUCUUCGAUUUGUUGUCAAUCCCUAUUCCUUUGGCCAAACCGUGGAAAAUAUGUUCUACAUCAGUUUCUUGAUUCGAGAGGGUAGUGUCAAGCUGGAGUUCGACAAGGACGGCCUCCCAGCGAUAGAACCUAUGCGCAAAAGCUCUUCGCCAGAAACGUCCCGCGCAAAGGCACCCAUGAGACACCAAGCUAUUAUGUCAAUUGACAUGAAGACUUGGAGAGACAUUAUUGACGCCUACGAUAUAAGAAAGCCCAUGAUUGAAAACAGGCAGGAAGACGAGCAGCAAGGGCCAGGCGCACGGGGUUGGUACAGCUGA
Canariomyces notabilis is the source of this 1290-nucleotide messenger RNA. RefSeq lists its product as uncharacterized. The coding region runs from base 1 to 1290 and encodes 429 amino acids. Gene Ontology annotation, biological process: DNA repair. NCBI's taxonomy places the organism in Eukaryota, Fungi, Ascomycota, Sordariomycetes, Sordariales, Chaetomiaceae. Gene Ontology annotation, cellular component: nucleus; Smc5-Smc6 complex. The record is from RefSeq and is a predicted model, not a curated record. The transcript is spliced from 2 exons.